AUGUUGGAUAUUGAUGUUGGGCUCAGGGAAAGCCACACUUCUACAAGUAACAUUUCUAAAUCAUCUGAUACAUCUCAACCGAAUAUCCAAACUGAGGAUGAAAAUGCUGAUGUUGAUGUCCUGAGAGAUAAGAAAGCCCUUGAAAUUUUGAACCCUCCCUAUGAUGCACCCGCUACCUCUCGCACAAAAAUUGGUGAAGCUCUGAAUCUACUUGGUAACCAACUCCCUGAAGUGAAAAAUAAUUCUCUCACCUUAAGUUCUGAAACUCCAAUCAAUGAAGAAAGUUUUAGCGGCGAGAUAGUUGGAAAUGAAUCCUAUUUUGUUAAAAGUGAUGGCCCUAAUGUACCUAAUCUUCAUUGUGAGAAUACUAUUCCUACCAAAGGCAAUAUGAAGUCACCACCAAAAGAUAAUAUCGACACAAUAUACUAUUUAUUUUUACAUAAAUGUGUGUGCUCUAAUAUUAUAGAAAAGCAACUUCCACUGCCGUCCACGAAUACUUCAUCUUCUAGCUCAUCUUCAUCAUCUUCUAGCUCAUCUUCAUCAUCGUCCUCAUCUUCCUCGUCUGAGGUAUUAAACGAACCUUUAGAAAAUGACCCGCAGGUUUCUAAUAUAAAUGAAGAUGCCUCCGACAACGACCUAGAAAAUGACCCAUACGAUACCGAUGAUAGUGUGAAAGAUCCUCCUUUCCACGGAUCAUCAUCUGAAUCAAAUUCUUCAGAAGAACCAGAAGAGGAUGAAAUCCAACCAAAGAAAAAAAGAAAAGUUUUGAAUCAAACUCAAAAUGACAACAUUACUAGAAAAAGAAAGAAGAAUCCAGAUAUGUGGCAAAAAAAUCGUGCAAAAAUGUUAAGAAAUAGAGGGGAAUCUUACGUUUAUACUCAAGUACGAAAAAUCGAAAAUCGUACGGUGAGAAUUAGGAAAGAACGACCAAAGAAAACAAUUCUACCUCCGUGUGGUGAAAGAUGUAGAAUUAAAUGUUCGGAUAAAAUUUCUCAAGAACAACGUGAACAAAUUUUUUCCGAAUUUUAUAAGCUUGGUGACAUCGGAAAACAAAGAGAAUACAUAGCAUCAAAUAUGACACAAAUUAUUCCCAAAUAUAAAUAUAGUAAUGUUGCCAACCCAAGAAACCCAAAUAAUGCAUUCUACUUUAUAAUCUCAGGAAAAAAUAUCAGAGUAUGCAAACAGUUUUUUAUGGCCACUUUGUCAAUUAACAAUAGAACCAUUCAGACUGUGCUUAAAAAACAAAAUGUUUGUGAAACAGGAAAGGUAAUUGAUAUCGAUAAAAGAGGGAAACAUGGAAAUCACAAAAAAAUAAAUGAAGAAAUCAAAAAUAGAAUAAGGUUACACAUUAAUUCAAUUCCGAGAGUCGAAGCUCAUUAUUGUAGGUCAAAUACAACACGGGAAUUUAUAGAAGGCGGUAAAACACUAGCAGAUUUACAUAGAGACUAUGUAAAAUUGUGUGAAGAAGAGAAAGUGGAAUACGGAAAUUACCAACUAUACAGCAAAAUUUUCAACGAAGAGUUCAAUCUCUCCUUUCACGUACCAAAGAAAGAUCAAUGCGAGAUGUGUUUGGAGUAUGAAAAAGGUUCAGAAGAGGAGAAAGCUAAACUCGAAGAGAAACAUCAGGAACAUUUACGAGAAAAAUUACUCAGUCGAAAAGAAAAGGAGAACGACAAACAGAAUAGUGCUCAUGAUGUUAAAGUUAUCGUUUAUGACCUUCAAAAAGUUUUGCCCUGUCCAACUGGUCAUGCAAAUUCCUUUUAUUAUGUCUCGAAGUUGAACGUUUUCAAUUUAACCCUGUUUGACAUCAAAGCCACAGAAGGCGUGUGCUAUUUGUGGCAUGAAGGAGAAGGUUUGCGAGGUGCAAAUGAAAUAGGGACUUGUGUAUUCAAAUACAUUGAAGCUAUUUCGAAUAAAAGUGAAGAAGACUUAGAAAUAAUUUUCUAUUCUGAUAAUUGUUGCGGGCAAAACAAAAACAAAUUUAUACUGGCUCUUUAUGUUUACAUGAUAAAUAAAUUGAAAAUCAAGUCUAUUACUCACAAAUUUUUCAUAAAAGGACAUAGUCAAAAUGAAGGAGACAGUGUACAUGCAAGAAUCGAGACCGAAGUCACAAAAUAUAAAAAAGCGAAUUCAAUUUUUGUUCCAGAUCAAUACGCUGUUAUAAUUAGACAAGCUAAAAAAAAUGGAAAAAGCUAUGAGCUUAAUGAAUUAUGUUUCAAAGACAUAAUUGAUUUGAAAAAAUUGGCAUCAGAGCUUUACAUCAAUAUCCCAAGGAACGUCAAAUUUACCAAUUUGCGAGUAAUUAAGUUACAAAAAUCUAAUCCAAAUACCCUGUUUUAUAAGUACUCUUAUGGCGAAGAAAGCUUUAUGGAAUCAGAAAUUAUUAAUCAAAGAAAAAACAUUCAAUUUGACAAUAUAAAGUUGAAUCCUGCUUUUGUGAAAAAACCAGGGAUUUCAGAGGCAAAGAAAAAAGGCUUACUAGAGUUGAUUGAAAAAAAAAAAAUGUGUUCCGUAUUAUUAUUUAGAUUUUUUCAGAAACCUUUAGAUGAUUUUCUUUUUUAG
This is a messenger RNA of Ceutorhynchus assimilis (cabbage seed weevil), 2562 nucleotides long. NCBI's taxonomy places the organism in Eukaryota, Metazoa, Arthropoda, Insecta, Coleoptera, Curculionidae. The record is from the annotation of a GenBank genome assembly.